Scomber japonicus (chub mackerel) is the source of this 1256-nucleotide messenger RNA. RefSeq names its product general transcription factor IIH, polypeptide 3 (gene gtf2h3). Lineage: Eukaryota; Metazoa; Chordata; Actinopteri; Scombriformes; Scombridae. Gene Ontology annotation, cellular component: transcription factor TFIIH holo complex; transcription factor TFIIH core complex. Bases 220 to 1119 code for a protein of 299 amino acids. The record is from RefSeq and is a predicted model, not a curated record. The transcript has 13 exons. Gene Ontology annotation, biological process: regulation of DNA-templated transcription; nucleotide-excision repair.
UAGAAACAUGAGCAAGGCAACAGUUACCUGAAGUAAGCUCGUGGAAACUUUACGAUGUCAGAGUAUCUUGAGUAAAAACCAUAGCCUGUAUAGAAGAAAAACCAGUUCACAAAGUAGUGUAAAGUUUCAGAUGAAAGAUGGAAGCGAACAGAAGAUAACCCUCCAGCUUUCACAGUGUGGUCUCUGCUCGUUUCACACUGACGUUAGUAAGUUGUCGGGAUGGCAUCAGAGGAUGAAAUCAAUCUGCUGGUGGUCGUCGUGGAUGUGAACCCGAUAUGGUGGGGACAGCAAGCUCAACGUGAGCCAGAGUUCACCCUGUCUAAGUGUCUGGAUGCAGUCAUGGUAAUGGGUAACUCCCACAUGGCCAUGACCAGGACGAACAAACUGGCUGUCAUCGCUAGCCACUGUCAAGACAGUCAGUUUCUGUAUCCCAGUAAGAGCUGGAGAGGCGGGGAUGGUGGGGAGGAUGCAUCCUCCAGUGGGGAUGGAAAGUAUGAACUUCUGUCAGUUGCCAACAACCUCAUUGCAGAGGAGAUCAGGAACAUUAUGUCAAAAACUGAAGUGAGGGGAAAUUCGACGGACACUUUGUUGGCUGGAUCCCUCGCCAAAGCUCUCUGCUAUAUUCACAGGGUCUCAAAGGACAUGGAAGUUGGACGGGAGAUAAAAUCAAGAAUACUGGUGAUAAAAGCAGCAGAGGAUUGUGCCCUCCAAUACAUGAACUUCAUGAAUGUGAUUUUUGCGGCCCAGAAGCAGAACAUCCUGAUAGAUGCCUGUGUGCUGGAUUCAGACUCGGGUCUCCUGCAGCAGGCUUGCGAUAUAACAGGAGGAUUGUACCUGAAGAUACCGAAGAAGAUCGCCCUGGCACAAUAUCUUUUGUGGGUGUUCCUGCCUGAUUCUGAGCAGCGUUCACAGCUGUUGCUGCCACCGCCUGUGCACGUGGACUACAGAGCGGCGUGCUUCUGCCAUCGUAACCUCAUCGAAAUCGGUUAUGUCUGCUCAGUUUGUUUGUCAAUAUUCUGCAACUUCAGCCCCAUCUGUACGACUUGCGAGACUGCCUUCAAAAUCCAACUACCACAGAUGGUCAAGGCCAAAAAGAAGAAACUCAAGACAUCUACAUGAUUUCUGUAGACAUUAUACCAAUGUAGUUCUUCUCCUCUCUUGUGUUACAGAUUAUACCAUUUUUGUUUGGCAGAGAUUUGUAACAAAUUUACAUCCUUUGAGGUAAUUAGACCAAAUGCUGAUCAUUCUGAACUGAU